This is a messenger RNA of Phycodurus eques (leafy seadragon), 638 nucleotides long. Its product is annotated as small integral membrane protein 30-like. The transcript has a single exon. The coding region runs from base 51 to 242 and encodes 63 amino acids. The record is from RefSeq and is a predicted model, not a curated record. Lineage: Eukaryota; Metazoa; Chordata; Actinopteri; Syngnathiformes; Syngnathidae.
ACGGCAGCUUUCCCGGAAGCAGACGUCGCAGCAACUCGAGAGCUCGAAACAUGACUCCCAAGCAGCAACUUCCACGCGUGGCGGCGGUGCUUAGCAGCCUGACCUUCCUCCAGACGAUCCCCCCCGCGGCCGCGUACGAUGCGGGCGACGCGGUGGCUCUGCUGCUGGGAACUGUCGUCGCCAUGGUGGGGUUCUGCGCCUGCCUGGGCUGGUACGCACGGAAGCGGAACAGACUGCUUUGAGGAAAGAGCGACCGCAUGCUCCUACGCUUGUCCUUUCUCUUUACCUGGCAACACAUUGCUGGGAAUACUUUAAACAUAUAUGCGACAAUAACCUCCGUCCUUUGUGGAUGUUUUGGGACAAUGUUUGGCUGAAACUGACAGAUAAACUCAUGAACGGUAGUGAGCACGUGACCGGAAACACGUCGCGGAGAAGAAGCGUAAGUCCGGAAGUAGGACUUAAUAACAAGCUGCGCUGCUGUUUAAAAAGGGGACAAUCACUGUCGUUGCUUCUAUAUGAAUACAUGUAUUCUGCUCAAGAUGUUUAUUUUUUAUUUUCCUCAUCUCCGUUGCUAAAUGCUUGGCCAAUUGUGAGGACUAUCACUACUCCGGUCAAAAUAAAAUCAUUCAAAAACAUGG